AUGGCGCGGAGCCUCCGGAACUGGCUGGGCGGCUGCCUACUGGUGUCAGCAUUAGGAAUGGUGGUGCCACCUCCUGAAAACGUCAGAAUGAAUUCAGUUAAUUUCAAGAACAUUCUCCAGUGGGACUCACCUGCUUUUCCCCAGGGGGAUCUGACCUUCACAGCUCAGUAUCACAGUUAUAGGCAAUUCCAGGAUCAGUGUGUGAGCAUCAUCUUGACGGAGUGUGAUUUCUCAAGUCUUUCCAAGUACGGUGACCACAUCUUAAGAGUCAGGGCUGAAUUUGCAGACGAGCAUUCAGACUGGAUAAACAUCACCUUCUGUCCUGUGGAUGACACCAUUAUUGGACCUCCUGGAAUGCAAGUAGAGGCACUUGCGAAUUCUUUACAUAUGCGUUUCUUAGCCCCCAAAAUUGAGAAUGAACCUGAAACAUGGACUGUGAGGAAUAUUUAUAACUCAUGGGCUUAUCAUGUGCAAUAUUGGAAGAAUGGCUCCGACGAAAAGUUUGCAGUUACCGCCCAGUAUGACUUCGAGGUCCUUCGAAAUCUGGAGUCAUCCACAACUUACUGUGUUCAAGUCCGAGCGUUUCUUCCCGAUCGGAACAAAACCGGGGAAUGGAGUGAUCCUGUCUGUGGGCAGACGACCAAUGACGAAACCACCCCCACCUGGAUCGUGGCCUGUGUCCUGGCCGCCUCGGUGGUCGCCGCCUUCCUGCUGCUCCUCGGCUGCUUCAUCUUGCUGCGGUGCAUUUACAAGAAGACCAAGAACGCCUUCCCCCCCAGGAAUUCUCUCCCACAGCACCUGAAGGAGUUUUUGAGCCACCCCCAUCACAGCACCCUUCUCUUAUUCUCCAUCCCACUGUCUGAUGAGAAUGAAGUUUUUGACAAGCUGAGUGUCAUCACAGACAUGUCCGAAAGCCACAAGCGGAAUUCUGGGGCCGGCUGCAGCCUCGGGGCCCAGUGUGGGCAGGGCUCCUUCGAGCUCGUCUCCCAGGAGGGAACACCGUCAGCCGGGUGCAGCGACCCCUUCCUUCUCACGUCUGCCUCUGAGGAUGAUCAGAGGGACCAGUAUACAAGGGACGAGGCCACCUGA
Messenger RNA from Sus scrofa (pig), 1089 nucleotides. It is a transcript of the gene IL10RB, whose product is annotated as interleukin 10 receptor subunit beta. Lineage: Eukaryota; Metazoa; Chordata; Mammalia; Artiodactyla; Suidae. Gene Ontology annotation, biological process: cytokine-mediated signaling pathway. Gene Ontology annotation, cellular component: plasma membrane. Gene Ontology annotation, molecular function: protein binding; interleukin-10 receptor activity. The record is from RefSeq and is marked provisional.